CUGGUCGGCCUAACUCUCCCAGGAGGCCAAGGACUUUAUUUACUUUAUUAUGGGCUUAUUUAUUCUAUGAUUUUUGUCAGAAUGUUCUGCACAAAUACUACACAUAUUUUCCAGAAUUAGUAUUACUGUUUGUUCUCCUACUUUCAAAUUUUUAUUUUUGGUUCAAAGUCUUCACAAAUUUAUGAGGAUUCGGUACUUUUUGAGGAACCAUCCAUUUUCAACCGGUACCCAUUCUUUUUUCAUCUAUUGCAAAUUGAAGACCGCUGCUGAAUAUCGGAAUCAACUCCGGUAAAUCGGUGUUGGAUGACUCCGACGACAUCAUGAUCAUCGGUUGAAUAACCGGAAAAGAUUUGGCAAAAUUAAAGAACCAAAUCGGCAAAAAUUUGUGAGGAGGGACAACCGGAUAUGGAAAUUUGAAAGUUAGUGACAGUACGUAAAAGGUCUCAUUGUGGAUAUGUCUCCCAAAUAUUGACACCUAAAAAACGAAACAAACGUAUCCUUAUUUUCGUCAAUCACGGUUAAGGCAACGAGACCUUUUACUUUAAUUUUGUCAAUAUUUGGGUGGCAUUCAACAAAUUAUUUGUAGAUGAGAGCAGCAACCAAAUUCCUCUCCCUCCCUGCACCAGCUUCCAAACCCGAGUCUACAAGUAGAAAUGGAAGAAAAAGGUCCUGCACAGAAUACAUAGUUGCAAAAUUUGGAUAACCCCAUAAACAAGAUGGAUUACAUGUUGGAAGAUUUUGCUCAUGCAAUUGAGCGGGUAGAAUCUUCAAUACCCCGACUAAACGAUUACUGGAGUUUGGAUGGUGUUACAUUGGAGAGGUUGGAAUCUGUAACAGUGGAGCUGAACUUUCUGUACCUUUUUGUUGGUUACUCUUACAAAUGGAGUGAUGCAUCCUCUUCUGCAUUAUGCCAUAGUGAAACCGAGAUGAAUUCCCUGUACAUCAAAUUCGAAGAAUUAAUUAGUCAUCUUCGGCAUGCUUUCAUUGACAGAUUCACACAUCCAUAUCAUAAAUUUAAUACAAAUCUUUCCGAGUUGCUUGCUUUCUACACUUCUUUCAAUCAAAACAUUGACCAUUUGAAGUCAGCGAUCCAGACAGCUUACCAAGGUGGAUCCUCAGUGUCAACCCAAUCAAUCCACCCUUGCCCUCCUUCUACAACAACUUAUGACUGGAAGUUCUUUUGUGAUUCCCUACGAUGGAAUAUCAAAUAUUUGUCUAACUAUGGAGUUUAUUCUUUGAGGACGCAAAUGAAAGCCCUGCACGGAAGUCUGUGUUCUCUCGACAAUCUUUCUGUGUUUGUAAGUCUUCAUGAUGAUUGGUCACCUUGGAUGGACAAAAUGAUGGAUUACAUUAGAGGAACAAUUGUGCAGGUUGCUCAUUUGUGUUGCUUCUGUUGGUAUUCAGCACCACUGAUUCUAGAAAUAAAACCACAUGUGGAGAAUAGCCUCUCAGAUCUGCUGUCAAAAUCCGAUACAGGUUCUUCCGAGUUUGUAGGCAUUGCUCUGGGAUUCCUACGACCCUAUGAUGAAGAACAAUCUGAAAAAUCUGUUUGCCAUUUUCUUUAUGAUAUGCUUGGUUUAGAAGACCAAGAAGGAUUUCUUUUUCAAGCAAUCAAAUUCAUACUAUUCAAUUUCAUCCAACUGACAGAGGAUAUGGAUGACUUCAGUGGCAUAUCCCUUUCAGAUAGGACGAAAUUCGUGGUCUUGCUCACCAUCAGUUUAAAAGGUCAAUCCAGGAGACAUAAAACUUACUUUGCAUUGUUGUUGGCACAUAUUUGGAGUAUGAUAGCCAUCGAAAUUCAAAGUAGCAAGUUGGAUGAACAUGUCAAAGCUUUCCAUGAGGGGUAUAGACUUCUAGAAGAUAUGUUUUCAUCAAUGGAUGAAAAGUCAAAAGAAUAUCAGACCUGGAAGGUUAUUGAAAGAGUUCCUAAGAAGGUGCAGUCUCUAUAUCAGUAUUAUCGAAGUGAGGAGGCUCAAUUGGUGUAUCACAUGUUUGCCAAUUUAUACUUACACUUUACUGCACAAAUGAGCAUUAUAAACCUGAUGGAGGUGAUCUCAGAGUUGAUGCAGGAGGAUUCAAGUCUGAUGCAAAAGUAUGGAACUUUUUUCAGAGAACUAUUUUUCUUGAAGGAUGCAGUAAUUAUUAUGACAGUGGAGGAAAUUAUGGAGGGAGAUAGUCAGCUAUUCAAAGACUUCGUUAAUGUAUUUCUAGAUUUAAUUAUCAGAAAGAGAGGAGUCAAUUACAUGAACGUGCCGCAUCUGUUACAAAAAGUUCUGCAACUAAAGGAAAAGUUCAAUCUUCAACUUCCAACAAUUACUCUUCCAAAGACUCCUGGAUUAUGUUUCAUCGAGUUUCUUGUUCCAAAUCUAAGAGAACUGCUUAGCCGUAACCAUGAUCUAGUGCCAUCAGCUGUCCAGCUAAUUGAGGCCAUCUGCAGUGAUUUAGAGUUCAUAAUAUCUGCAUUUGGGUAUGUUCUCAAGCAUGAGUUUGAGCAACAAGAUUCCAAAGAUCUUCAUACACAGCUUACUAAUGCAGGAUAUUUGGCAGAAUACAUGAUCGACUUGAUGGCGCUUGGUGAUGAUACUAAGACUCAGCACUUAAUGGGGCUUCAUCAUGCUGCAGCAGAGAUCAGGAACAUCAAGUGGCAGCUCAAUGACUCAUACAAGGGGCACACUUGUGGUGGUGGCGCUCCAAUUAUUCCUCAGAAGGUGAUGCUUCACACGUCACAGGUUACCACUACCACUGUCGAGAUACCUAUGAUUGGCUUCACUGAUGAGAAGAAAGAUAUAAUUGAUCUGCUUACCGGAGAUAAACAAAAGCGAGAUAUUGUCUCAAUCGUGGGAAUGCCAGGCAUUGGUAAGACCACUUUGGCUCAUAAUGUGUUCUGCAAUGCAACUGUUAUUUAUCACUUCAGUAUUCGUGCUUGGUGUUGUGUGUCGCAAACAUAUAGGCGGAGAGAUUUAUUGCUUGAUAUUCUAAGCCACAUUAUACCUAUCACCGAAGAUACUCAUAAGAGUAGUGAUAACGAUUUGAAAGAUCUCUUGCGUAGACAAUUGAAGGGGAAAAAGUACUUGAUCGUGAUGGAUGAUAUGUGGAAAAUUGAGGCUUGGGAUGAUCUGCAAAUCUCAUUUCCAGAUGACUCACAAGGUAGUAGAAUCUUGAUAACAAGUCGUGCCAUGGAUGAGGUUUCAAAAAUCAGCACCAAAACUCAAAUUCUUCUUCCACUCUCUGAAGAGGAAAGUUGGCAGUUGCUAAAGUCAAAGAUAUUCCCAAAAGAAGAGUGUCCUGAAGAACUUUUGACAGUGGGACAAGAGAUUGCCCGAAAUUGCAAAGGAUUGCCUCUUGCAAUUGUUGCAAUAGCUGGCAUUCUGAAUAGGUGUGGGAAGAACCCAGACUUGUGGAAACAAAAUGCUAAACGUGUACGCUCACUUGUACUCAAUGAUCCAGGAAUGAACUGCAAGGAAAUCUUAGAACUGAGCUUCAAUCAGUUACCAGAUCACCUCAGAGCUUGCUUUCUGUAUUUUGGUGCAUUUCAAGAGGAUAAGGAUAUUUCAGUUUGGAGAUUACAAUUGUUGUGGAUUGCGGAAGGCUUUGUACCGAAAAUGGAGUCCAAAAGUGUUGAGCAUCUUGCCGAGGAUUGCCUGAUGGAUCUCAUUGGAAGAAGCCUCGUAAUAGUGUCCAAAAGAAAGUCAAACGGUAAGGUAAAAGCAUGCCGGGUUCAUGACAUGGUACGUGAUUUGUGCAGGUUGAAAGCUAAAGAUGAAAACUUUUGGCAGUUUGUAUCUGGUACUGAUGAACCUUACUCUGAAUUUGAUGCAUCAAACAGUGAUAUUCCGCUUGAGUUUUUAAAUAUUUCAAAUAAAACGUACAAGGAGUAUCGACUAUGUUUCAGCAUGAAGCGUAAACACUUUGUUGCAUCAAAGCCUUCUGGGCCAUUUGUCCGAUCUUUACUGUUUUUUGCCACCGCUGAUAUGCACCCAAGAUGCCCCUAUGAUGUCUCAUUCAUUCCUAGCAAUUAUAAACGCCUAAGGGUGUUGGAUUUGGAAUCCAUAAAUAUGGGUUAUUCCUUGCCAAAUGGAAUAGAAUUGAUUCUUGAUUUGAGGUAUUUAGCAAUUUCUGGUGAUGUGGAUUCUAUUACUCCAUCUCUGUCCGACCUAAAGAAUUUGGAAACUUUACUUGUGAAGAGUUCAACAGAUAUGGUGUUGUUACCGGAAACCAUAUGGAGAAUGACAAAGUUGAGGCAUAUUCAUGUGACUAAUUUCGCCACCUUCAUUUUCCAUCAUGAGGAACAUGGAAGUACCUCUGAGUUAUAUAACUUGGUGUCGCUAUCCUUGCCAUGUUUUACAUGCAGGAAGGAAACCAGUGACAUGAUGAUGCGGUUUCCCAACCUUCAAAAGUUAAGAUGCCUAGUUCUAGAACCACGAGAUUUUUCGGAGGGUACUUUUCAGUUUCCUGCAUUUGGAUCACUCUGCCAGCUGGAUUCGCUCAAGGUAUCUUAUUAUGGCAAGGUUCUUAACGUUGGUGAACUUAACUUCCCCUCAAGUAUAAAGAAGUUGACACUAUCAAAUUUCCGUCUGCCCUGGAGUCACAUCUCAGUGAUUGGGAGAUUGCAUAACUUGGAGGUCCUCAAAUUGAUUUCUAGAGCAUUUGAAGGGUCGAGAUGGGACAUGGAAGAAGAGGAGUUCUCGAAGCUAAAAUACUUGAAAUUAGACACCCUGAAUUUUGAAUGUUGGAAUGCUUACAGCGACAAUUUCCCCCAGCUUCAGCAACUUGUAGUGCGACAUUGCAUGGAGCUUGAAGAGAUACCUAUUGACUUUGCGAGUAUCUCAACAUUGCAGGCAAUUGAAGUUCAACAAUGUGGAAUUUCAGUUGAAGAGUCGGUCGGAAGAAUCAAAGAACAAGAUAUUGAGGGCCUCAUGAUUGUUAUCAACAGUUCCCAUUCCACUUCUUAAGGACCAUCAUUUUAACGUGGAUAUCUGGUUGUUUGUAACUUCUGCAGCUGAGCUAUAAAUUCUUUGCUCAUAUCAUCCAAAUAUAGAUGUUCGAGCUUGGACAAGUGUUGAACGCCCCAAGGAAAUUCCUCCAGUGACUCAAGGGACUUGAUCUGCAGAAUCCCAAGGUUAGGCAUUGCUCCCUCCUCCACUAUCAACAGUUUCAAACCAUGUAAUUUGCAAAGUGUCAAACUCUCCAGCUUCAAAAGCAUCCUGCUUCGAAGCACAGAUUCUCCCCUUCAAACGCCUCAUACAUGUCAAUAUCACGCAAAUUUGGCAAAUUUUGAAGAGACUUAAGGGGAUCAUCCCUUAACUUGCUCCACUUGAAUGCUAUUGAGGUCAAUCCUUGUAACGAAGACAUAAAUUUGGGUAGCCUUUGCAAGCAUCCCCUCAAACCUAACCUUUGAAGAUUUUGGAGAGUUGAAAUGUCCAUAUCUUCCAAAUCAAUCACCAUGUCAUCCUCUAUCGCCUGAAGAUAUAACCGCUGAAGAUUGGAAAGCUUUUCCAGAGAAGAACACAGUUGUCUUCCGUGUUCUGUUCUUAAGUUGGUAAUGCCAAGCCUUUUCAAUUGCUUUAGCUCUCCUAUCUCUUUCAUUAAUGUUUCAGUUGCUUCUAUGCAUGAUAAGCACUCUAGAUGAUAAAGCCUUGAAGUUUGAUUUGGACAUUUAGAACCCUUGUAAGAAAAAUCUGAAAACAGACGAGAAUAAAAAAACAGUAGAUGAGCGAGUCCUUCCAUCUUCAGUAUUUCUUCAGGUAACUCCCGGACAAAAGUGUAUGAUAGAUCCAAAUACUCUACAUUCUUCAAAGAACCAAUGGACUUUGGAAUAACUUCUACUCUUGUGCGUCUGAGACUCAGAGUUUUCAGAUGAUAUAACCUGAAAACUGCUUCUGGAAUUUGCUCCAACUGUGUGCCUUCGAAAUCUAAUACAUUCAGUAGUUUAGAAGCACUAUGUAACAGCUCGAACAGUAUGGAUUUUGUCAAUGGUUCCUCAGAGUUGGAAGACUACCACAGAUCGCAUAUACUUCAAUCGAGUUCUAUCUACCAUGUCAUAUCUGCAAUCAUGUAUUGCUAGGCGUCUAACCUUCUUAGGCCAACUCAUUCGUUCUCUCGUCGCUAUUGUUGCAAAAUUUUGUCUGCUUGACUUGAAAAAAAGAAUUUCUCUUAGAAGGUCAUGAAUAUGAAAAACUCUUAGACUUGGAUCUAAAGCUUGAUAUCUGACUUGAAAUAGGCUUCUACUGGUAAGUUCACCAAGAUAGGUGCGAGCAACUUCAUAUUUAGUCAAUCCUGUCUUCUCCUCAACCAAUCCUUCUGCAAUCCAUAAUCUGAUUAGCUUCACCUCUCUUAUCUGGUACCCCGCUGGAAAAAUACUUGCAUAUAAUAAGCAAGCCUUCAGAUGAAAUGGGAGCUCAUUGUAACUGAGGUUAAGCGUUUCUCUUAAAACUCCCAACUUACCGCGUAACUCCAAUUCACUACCCAGACUACGUUCAACCAUAUUCCAUUCAUCUAUUCUGCUUUUGUCUUUCAAAGACAACAAUCCACUACCAACUGUGACAAUUGCAAGUGGCAGCCCCUCACAGCUUUCCAGUAUCCUUUUAGCAAUAUCUUUAAGAUGAGCAGGGAAUCUCCUUUGAAGGUCUUCUUGCAGAACAGAAGCCAAGAGUCAUCAGGACAUAAAGGCUGCAUUUGGUGGAGAUAGCUAUUAAAUUCAACACUGGAGGCAAGAGCUGCAUCUUCUAUACGGGUAGUGAGCAUCACACGAUUGCCACAACCACCCUCAGGCAUCACUAACUUAAUAACAUUCCAAAAAUUUGGAUGCCAGACAUCAUCGAACACAAUCAGAUACUUUUUUUCUUGGAGGAAUUCUUUGACGAGCAUCUUCAAAAGCUCAGUAGGUAUCGUAGAGGCCACCUGUUCAGGAACAGGUUUUUGAAUGUUUUGAUACAGUUGCUGAAUCAAGUCCUUGAGCAGCUCCGUCAUAUCAAAGGAUUGGGAGACAGUAACCCAAGCUAUGAUCUCGAACUGUCUUUUCACAUCCGGAUCUUCCUGGACUUUUCUAACCAGGGUAGUUUUGCCUAUUCCUCCCAUGCCCAAAACUGAAACAACUUUCAUGUUGCGAUCACCAUCUAGGACUUCAGACAGUAGUUGUUGCUUUGGGAGAUUAAUGCCCACCAGCUUUGUUUCUGCUACAAGAAAGGCUUCAUCCUUAUAAUUAUUCCAUGAGUUGCUGACAGACCCAUCAAAACCUAAAGCUUGGACAGAGUUGCCAUUUUCAAAUAGAUACCUAUUUCGACACUUGUGAUCCUGAAUUUCUGACAAAAAUCCAUGCCGAUCAAUGCGACCAAAAUACAUCAUAAAUUCAUCCACAACAUCUUGAAUGUCAUAAGCAACAUCCUGCACUUGAAAUAUCCAUUCUUGAAGCCUAGGAUCUUCUUCUUCUCUACCUUCUGCAAACAUCAAGAAGGCUUUCAUCUGGCCAAGCUCAUCAACAAUACCCUGAAUUUCUUCUCCAAGGCCUCCUAACAAUUUAGCCUCAUUUACAAGCAAAGCCGAAAGCUGAUUUAACACGCAAGAAACAACACCCAAGCUCAUCCUUGAGAAAGAUUCUUUUCUCCCGGGCAAAGAGUUUCCUUGAGAGAAACUAUUUUUCCCGGACACAGAGGUUGUUUGUGUUGAAGUUUGCGCUAUUCAAUCGCAGGAUGCUUGAAGAUUAAGGGUGAUGAUGACAAAACUGAACUUCCCUAACUCCUAUGUUAAGUGAACAUCAUUUAGUUAAAAAAAAAAAAGAAAAAAUCUACAGUAUUACUGAAUCAACACAAACAAUAAGACUACUAGUCAAGUUUUGGCUGAUAAUCAACUCUUCCUGAUCAAACUUAAGUUGAGAGCUAUUUACCAUUGAGCAAAACUACAAAAAAAAAUUCUGCCAUCUAUUCUUUAUAAGUGAAAACCAUCUUGAAGGUGAGAUAAUUGCACAACUAAACGAUAGAAGUCAUUUCUCACCGAUAAAGGAUUCAAACCAUAAAAGACAGCCCAAAAAGCAUGUAAAAUGAUACUCAGGUGAAAAUCAGCAAUGUACCCAACUGGACCAAUUUCAAAUUUUUGAGGAACUAAUCAAAAGGAUUCCUUCUUUUUUUUUUUCAUCUCUUCCAGCUGGGAUCAAAUCUGAAAACGAAAAGCAAAGAAAACAAACCCAUUAAUCAACGACCUUAUCAGAUAUGAUGCCCAAUUGAAGGUGAACUCACUCUUCUUUGUACUUUCCUCAGACGGAUUCUUUACGAAUUUGCAUAAAAAUGAGCUUCAAUUAGCAAUAGAAAAGAAAAAUCUUCAC
This is a messenger RNA of Oldenlandia corymbosa var. corymbosa, 8317 nucleotides long. Lineage: Eukaryota; Viridiplantae; Streptophyta; Magnoliopsida; Gentianales; Rubiaceae. The record is from the annotation of a GenBank genome assembly.